AUGUUCGUCGUAGCUAUAUUUCUCUCUCGCUUUGUACAUCUUAGCCUGCUUACUUCGACAAUCGAAGUUCGGCAGCUGCGACAGAUCAUCCUCCUAAGCGAUAUUUCAUCACUUUCGUCGUUAUCAUUCCCCUCCUGCUCAGUACUUGACUUUUGUUUGCUUGUGUUAUUGUCUGUUGGCUUGACAACAAGAACAGUCGAUGCUAGCAAGAAAACAAAGGAGGAGAAUGAAGAAGAAUCAAGCUCAACCGAUUCGGACUCGGAUUCAGAUGAUUCAGACGACGAUGAUGAUAACAAAAAAGCUGUCUUCAUCUCACGUGAUCGUGCUUCCAUCUUUUUAUCCUACAACGAAUGUAUGAGGAGGAUGAACUGUGGUCCAACCAGACGCGAAGAAUGCAGCGAAGAAUGCGCAGGCGGCAAUACGGAAGAAGAAACCGAAGAAUAUGCUGAAAUCUUCGAAAGUCUAGAAGAUUAUCGUGAUGAUGUCAAGAAAGGUCAUCGACCCAGACAAUCAACUACCACUAGUGAUUCUGAUUCCGAAAGCGAUUCCGAGAGUGAUACCGAUUCGGAUACCGAUUCGACUUCCGAUAGUGACGACGAAGAGGAAAGCGACAGCAAGGAAGAACAAGAAGAAGCCAAAGAAUCGAAAAAGAAAGGUAAACAUGUCCAAUCUAGCAAAAAUUCGAAUCAAAAAGGUGGUAAAUCAAAACGCCAAAAUUAA
Molecule: messenger RNA, 720 nt
Organism: Adineta ricciae
Lineage: Eukaryota; Metazoa; Rotifera; Eurotatoria; Adinetida; Adinetidae
Source: the annotation of a GenBank genome assembly